AUACCAUCGACGAUCAUGAGUGCUGUUCCAAACACUACCACAGUUCCAAGUGCUGUUGCUGCUCCAAGUACUACCACAGUUCCAAGUACUGUUGCUGCUCCAAGUGCUGCUGCUGCUCCAGUCCAUGAAGAAGUACAUGCAGAAGUGCACGAGUCCUCUUCGCGCACCAUUUGUAUUGCCAUUGAUGGAUCUUCAAGCAGUACGUAUGCCAUCGAAUGGGCCAUCAAGAACAUUUUGCGCAAAGAAACCGAUCAAGUUGUUGUGCUGCAUGUCAGACCAUUGAUUACUAUACCUGCUUUGAGUUAUGGCGCACCCUUUGUUGAUUAUGGCGAAACACUGUCCGUCAAAGAAGAUGCUAGCAGAAUCGAGUCUCACGAACUGCUGAUCAAGACCGCAAAAGCCAUCAAGCAGCACGGACUGCAUGUACGGGCUAUUGCACUUCGUGGAGAUGCUCGUGAAGAGCUAGUGUUCAAGAUUGAAGAUGUCAAGGCCGACAUGGUCAUUAUGGGUUCGCGAGGAUUGACAACACUAAACCGACUGUUCCUGGGAUCGGUGUCUGAGCAUUUGAUCCACAACUUGAAAUGCCCUGUCAUUGUUACUCGAGAUCCUAAUGCUUGAUACUUGGAUAACGAGUCGUGAUUAUGGAAAUAUCGUUUGCAGUAUAGACUAUUGUGGAUAUAUCUUUGGAUUUUAUUGAAUGGACAAUGUUUGGUAUAUACAAUUGAUUGCAAUCAAUAGCCAUUUUACUGCUUUUUGGUCUGGCUUUGAACAAUUCCAAUAAACUACUUAUUGCAUUGACUUUAUGGUAUCU
Messenger RNA from Batrachochytrium dendrobatidis JAM81, 811 nucleotides. RefSeq lists its product as uncharacterized. The record is from RefSeq and is a predicted model, not a curated record. The coding region runs from base 16 to 618 and encodes 200 amino acids. The transcript is spliced from 2 exons. NCBI's taxonomy places the organism in Eukaryota, Fungi, Chytridiomycota, Chytridiomycetes, Rhizophydiales.